UCGCAGUCAGAUCCUCUUGUUUCAAUAAUGGACGCGGAUCUCACAACGUUUGGUGGCUCUCUUCUAGUCCCGAGUGUUCUAGAGUUGGCAAACGGGGCCAUAACUGAAAUCCCACCUCGCUAUGUCCGUACCGAGCAAGAUGGCCUUUCCAUGCAUGAUGAACAAGGAACUCCCUCGCUUCAAAUACCGGUAAUUGACCUGAACAAGCUCUUGUCAGUCAAUGGCGAUCUGAUGGAGUCCGAGCUUCAAAAGUUGCAUGCUGCAUGCAGAGAUUGGGGAUUCUUCCAAGUGAUAAAUCAUGGAGUGAGUUGUUCACUGGUGGAGGAAGUGAAGUUGGGAAUACAAGAGUUGUUCAAGCUUCCAAUGGAGGAGAAGAGGAAGCUUUGGCAAGAAGAAGGAGACUUGGAGGGUUUUGGGCAGGCGUUUGUUGUGUCCGAGGAGCAGAAGCUUGAUUGGGCCGACCUCUUUUGCCUGGUGUCCCUCCCAAGACAUCUGAGAAAGCCUCGCCUUUUUCCCAUGCUUCCUUCUCCCUUCAGAGAUGUGUUGGAUGAAUACUCCUCGGCGCUCCGAGAUCUUGCGAUGAAGUUACUCGUUCUCAUGGCGAAAGCUCUGAAGGUGGACACUGAGGAGAUGGUAGAACUGUUUGAUGGAGGCAUGCAAGCCUUUAGGAUGAACUAUUACCCGCCGUGUCCGCGACCUGAGCUCGUCAUCGGCCUCACUCCUCACUCCGACGCCAUAGGCCUCACCAUUCUUCUCCAGGUCAAUGAAAUGGAAGGCCUCCAAGUAAGGAAAGAGGGCAAGUGGGUUUCUGUCAAGCCCCUUCCUAAUGCAUUCGUUGUCAACAUCGGAGACAUUUUAGAGAUUGUGACGAAUGGUACUUAUCGUAGCAUUGAGCACCGUGCAACAGUUAACUCGAUGAAGGAGAGGCUCUCAAUUGCCACAUUUUACAGCCCGAAAUUGGAGGGGGAAAUGGGUCCUGCAUCGAGCUUGAUCACACCAGACAAGCCAGCACUGUUCAAGCGGAUAGUCGUUGCCGAUUACUUCAAGGGACUCUUCUCUCGUAAGCUUGAAGGGAAGUCAUAUCUUGACGUUAUGAGGAGUGAGGAAAAUAAUGGGAACUGAAUUUAACCAUUGAGAAACCAAACUAUACAAGC
Rhodamnia argentea is the source of this 1154-nucleotide messenger RNA. Its product is annotated as protein SRG1-like. The coding region runs from base 28 to 1122 and encodes 364 amino acids. The transcript has 4 exons. The record is from RefSeq and is a predicted model, not a curated record. Lineage: Eukaryota; Viridiplantae; Streptophyta; Magnoliopsida; Myrtales; Myrtaceae.